This is a messenger RNA of Mucor mucedo, 303 nucleotides long. Its product is annotated as trafficking protein particle complex subunit 2-like protein. The coding region runs from base 1 to 303 and encodes 100 amino acids. The record is from RefSeq and is a predicted model, not a curated record. Gene Ontology annotation, cellular component: cytoplasm; TRAPP complex; nucleus. Lineage: Eukaryota; Fungi; Mucoromycota; Mucoromycetes; Mucorales; Mucoraceae. Gene Ontology annotation, biological process: endoplasmic reticulum to Golgi vesicle-mediated transport. The transcript has 4 exons.
AUGAGUAGUGAAAUUAACUGCAUUGCAUUGAUCGGCAAACAGAACAAUCCCUUGUUUAUCAAGAACUUUAGCACAUCUCAUCCAGACUUAAAAUACCACUACAUUGCUCACACUUCCAUCGAUGUGAUUGAAGAACGAGUCUCCAACGGCCCAAAGAACUUGGACUUGUACCUGGGCUUAUUAUAUGCGAUGGAAGAUUUGGCAGUAUAUGGAUAUAUUACAAACACACGAGUGAAAUUAGUCGUGGUUGUAUCCGUAACAGAUGGAAUCAUACGUGAUGCAGACAUGAAGGCGGUAAUUUAA